GCAUUACUUUCGUAUUCGCGAAUAGAAAGGAAACUUCUUUCCCAGAGUUGUGUUUCUUCCUGGGGGAGGCAGAAGUGAAAAAUCAAUUCCAUUAUAUUUGAAUGCGCAAAUUGUUCGUGAAUAGUUUUUCCUCGCAGUGAGAGUUUUCAUUUUAUUUAGUUUGGUAAAGUUAAGGUACACUUGAAAGAUAUUCAAAUGCGUUUCGAAGAAGGGUGUAUAGUCGAGUAACAUUUAUGCAGUUGCAGCACAGUGAAGUAAUGCAAAUUAUGCAAAAAAAUAUGAAGUCGGUUCAAUAUAAUUCGUCUUCUUCAUAGGUCGGGCAUUCCGGGGUGCGAUGGUGUUUGUGAAAUUUAUCGUUUUGUGCGGAGCAAGCUGGUCGAUUGAAUAAAGAAAAAGGAAGAGGGUUUUUUUUCGCAAAUUUUUCUUCCUCAUCUGUCUUGCCACUUUGCAUUACUGCAAAUUUUUUCUUGGUGAAGUGCUUUCUCAUUGUGCUAGUUCGAUUAAACUGGGUGAGAAACGAAACAAGUGAAAAUAUAAUUACCGCUGGUUUUGCAAAAUGAGAAAAUAAUGUAAAAGACGUGUGAAAACGUAGGAAAAUAAUACAUAAUACUAGUGAAGUAAAUCAAAUUUGUAAAAUUGAUUUACACAGUUCCAAGUACAACUGGAGAUAAUAGGAAGUGCAUUUACUCUCCAGGUGAAGUGAAAGUUUUACUGCACCGCGACUUGUCAAGUGUAACAACGUCAUAGCAGGAGGGAGUUGGUAAAUAUAGUGCCGCAAAUUGGUUGCCGCAGAGGAAUUUCGCGCAAUCUCCGGGUCUGCGCUGAGUGAGAUACAAACGAUUCAAACGUGGAUAUCGUACUACUGAAACGUUGUUCGACACGCGGUUAGAUACCGUUAGGAGAGUCACACGUGUGUAGAAGAGAGCCGAUUGCGUUGGGAUUGUUUCAGAAGUAUCGCCACGGCGCAAACGUAAACAACAUGGAAUCGCUGCCGACGUCGAACACCACAGUGGUAACUAGGAAUGGUGUUCAAAAGCUGGAGCCCGAUAAUGCCACCAAUGCUUCAACGGUUAAGAAAACACAAAUGCAGAAGCAGCCAAAAGAAAUUCACUAUGUCAACCCGUUUGUGCAUAAACUUAUCUGGGACGAUCCUAUUGAUAAAGUGAAGACUGCUUUCCUCACAGUAUUCUUGUUGCCAUUUCGAGUGAUACUUAUACUGAUCUGCCUGGUGAUAGCAUGGUCAUUAGCGACGAUAGGACUUUACGGCAUAUCCCGUGAAGAAUUAAGAACAAGACCCUUAUCAGGAUGGAGGCGACAGUUACGGUGCGUAACCGCGGUAAUGAUGCGAGGCCUCUUCCUGUUCGGCUCGUUCAACCUGAUCCGGACCAAGGGCGAACGGGCAUCGCCGAAGGAGGCCCCGGUGAUCUGCGUGGCACCGCACACCGCAUUCUACGACUCGAUCUGUGUGAUCCUGUUUGGGCCGUCGGCGGUGGUCGCCAAGUACGAAACCGCGUCGCUCCCGUUCUUCGGAAAGCUGAUCGACUACGCACAACCCAUUUAUGUGUGCCGUGAAGACCCCAACUCGCGGCAGACCACCAUCAAAGAAAUUAUCGAACGUGCCAACUCCAAGGAGGACUGGCCCCAAAUCUUGAUCUUCCCCGAGGGAACCUGCACCAACCGAACCUCGCUGAUACAAUUUAAACCGGGUGCUUUCUAUCCGGGAGUACCGAUCCAACCAGUGCUGGUGCGCUACCCGAAUAAGAUUGACACCGUCACCUGGACCUGGGAAGGACCGGACGCACUACAUCUGCUUUGGAGAACACUGACCCAGUUCCACACGUACUGCGAAAUCGAAUUUUUGCCCGUUUAUCAGCCAAACGAUGAGGAGAAGAAGGACCCUAAACUGUACGCACGUAACGUGCGCAAUAUGAUGGCCCGGGAGCUGGGUAUCCCCAUUUCCGAUUACACGUUCGACGACUGUAAGAUGAUGACGUUCGUUAAAAAUAUCAACAUGCCAUAUCCUCAAUUUAGUGCAGAUAUCGAGAAACUACGGAAGGAGUUAGGAUUAAACAAACUCAACAUUGAGGAACAACUGGUGGCAGACACCCCACAAUUUACAGACGAGAACAGCUAUCUGACGAUAGAGGAAUUUGCCAGUCGAUUGAAAGUUGCAGCAAACAGCGAGUCAACUAAGAAGCUCUUCCGGAUAUUUGUCAAGCCUGAACGUGGCAUGAACGUGAUCGAUAUUAGAGAGUACUUGUUACUAUCCCUGUUUCUAAUCACAUUGUAUUCACCAAAGCUGAAUUAUGUUCGAGUCUUAUUUCAGCUUAAUGGAGAUCGCGGGAAGGUUUCCCGGCAAGCGCUCUACAACUCAUUGAUGUACCUUGUGAAGAUUAGUCCGCAGGAAGCGGACGCCAUCUUUGUAACGGCGGACAGUGCAAAUUUGGGUGAAAUAUCGUUUGAUCAAUUUACCAGUGUGCUGGACAAAUACCCAGCGAUCCAGAAGAAACUCCAGAAAAAUAAUGAUCCCAACAAUAUGAGGCUUACUUAAUCAUGCAAAAGACGCCCUCAAUAGUUUGUAGUAGCUAGCACCAUCCUCCGUUGCGUUGAUAAGAUCUUCGAAUUAAUUUUAAUGUAGCUUCCAUAAGUCAGCAACGUCGAUAGGUGGCGUGAAGAAUUAAGAUCCUCGAAAGUCUACUUAAAUCGAUAAUAGAGAACUAUUUAUUAUUUAUUGUGUUCAUAAUGCAAUGAACUUAUAAUAGCCGCCAUAAGAAUGGAAACGUCAUUACUAUGGUAUUAGGACCUGGACAAAGUCGUAAAAUGGAAACCUAAUGUACUUCUCUUAGUUAUUAAAAGGAUUUUAUGUUACACGCUAAGUGGAUAAAUUACAUGCUGUACCAUGUUUGGGAAGAAUGACUGAUACUAUACUCAAAUGAUCUUUUAAUCAAAGAUAGCCAACGCUAAAAGUAUUGUACAGAGAUAUAAACCACAUAAUCAAAAUGGAUGCUCAGCUAUCCUGAUACUAUAUCAACAAAAUGAAGCAGUGCGUGUGACUCAUCGUUUACUCGAAAUAUCGAUUGUGUGUAAUGUGAACAGUCUUUCAAUAGCUUCUGAUAUAUGAGAGAUCCAUGUCCAGAAAUAAUUAAAAAUAAUAAUACACGGCUUUGGCAAAUAUGUGUUAUGUAUUUAUAACAAUCUUGACUGGUUUUAUCUGACGUGUAUUUAUGACCCAAACUGAAAUGGUUAGAGACGUGAUGUUGAACAGAUGUAAAGUCUUGUGUAGAAAUAA
Armigeres subalbatus is the source of this 3289-nucleotide messenger RNA. RefSeq names its product lysophosphatidylcholine acyltransferase (gene LPCAT). Gene Ontology annotation, molecular function: lysophosphatidic acid acyltransferase activity. The transcript has 9 exons. The coding region runs from base 980 to 2551 and encodes 523 amino acids. Gene Ontology annotation, cellular component: endoplasmic reticulum. NCBI's taxonomy places the organism in Eukaryota, Metazoa, Arthropoda, Insecta, Diptera, Culicidae. The record is from RefSeq and is a predicted model, not a curated record.